Molecule: messenger RNA, 2005 nt
Organism: Arachis stenosperma
Lineage: Eukaryota; Viridiplantae; Streptophyta; Magnoliopsida; Fabales; Fabaceae
Product: protein NRT1/ PTR FAMILY 5.4-like
Exons: 4
Coding region: 1-1926 (641 amino acids)
Source: RefSeq, a predicted model, not a curated record
AUGAUGAAGUUUCACAAGUUACUGAAGCCAAAACCAGCUCCAUUUUUCAUGUUUGGUUUGCUGAUAAGCUACAACCUCAUGGAAAAUUGGCUAAAUUCUACGAUGAUGGACUAUCUCACAGAGUCACUGAAUAGUGAAAGGGGUAGUGCUAUGGUUAGAAAUAUGCAAGAUGGCUUGUCAUGUCUGUUUGUCGUGAUUGCUUAUCUAAUGUCAGAAGCCUACACCGGCAGUUUCACUGCAAUAAGUUUUUGUGCAAGUGCCUCCACCAUGGGUUCAAUGUUGUUCUGGAUAUCUUCAAUGUCAGAUCGCAAGUACUUCGAAUAUUAUAUGGUCAUUGUAGCAAUUGCUCUUCUUACAAUGGGAAACAUCGCCGGUAAAUGUUUGUCCCAAGAUUUUUUCGACUCUCAUUUGGAGGAGAUAGCGAGAGCUAAAAAAGAAGAGUUAGGACAACAAAGCAUAAACAACAAUGCAAGGCUAUACUAUAUCUCUGUUGCGUGGACGAUCUUUCUAUAUUUUUGUUCGUUUGGUGCAGUCGUUAUUUGCUCUGUAGUUGCUGGUGAUAAUCCGUGGCACGGCAUUAGAUUUGUGUCACCAUUCAUGGUAGGGACCUAUAUGUUGUUCUACUUUGGAUAUGCAUGGUACAACCAUGAAGAUUUGCUUCCUGAAAGCAAUGUUGGCAAGUUUUGUAGAGUGUGCAAAGCAGCUUAUAGGAAAAGGAUUUUGGCAUAUUUAACCACAGAAGAUGGAUAUUACUGGAAGAAUUAUAAGCAGGGACAUCUCUAUGAGGCUAACCAUGGGCAAGACCGGGUUGUAAGGUUGUUACCGCGAGUACCUUGGGGGUUUGGAUGGUUGGAAAAAGCAGCUAUAAUUGGCAAGAAACAAACUGAAAAUGAUGAUGUUAGUCCCCAUAUGCAAGAGACGAAAGGGGAGCUUUGCACAGUUAAGCAAGUUAGAGAAGCCAAGAGCAUUGUUUUGUUGCUCUGUUGGGGCUUUUGCUUAUUCCCUUACAGUUUUGUUGCGGCUUCUGGGAACACUUUUUUUGUUUCACAAGCGAGCAGUUUGAAAAUUUUCAUGCUUAUUGACAUUUCCUAUCUCUUCUUGCUCAAGACCACCAUGACUAGCAUGGUAAUACCAAUGCUUUUCCUGAUAGUGGAAGAACCUAAUGUGGCUAAGAAGAUCAGCAAGAUCAUCAUCAAAUUUGGAGCCAAUAGAAAAAUAAUAGAUUCAACGACCGUGAACAUUGGAAUUAUGAGUACAAAGGCCUUGAUUCCACAAUUUCUGUUGUUGGGAGUGGCGGAAGCGCUUGUUGAAGGCAAAGACGGUCUAUCCAGGUUAUUCGAGAACUACGCAUCAGAAUCUGUGAGGAACUUUGCUGAGCCAUUCAGUAAUCUGGUGAUUGGUUUAGGAAAACUCUUGAGCAUACCAUGGUUCUUGAUUUUCGACAGGUGGCUUUAUAAAUCAAACAACACCGCCAGCCGCCAUUUGGACAAAUAUUUUCUCAUGUUAGCAAUACUCAAUAUUGUGUCUCUUAUCGGUUUUUCAUUUUAUUAUUACAUGUUUGUGCACGAUAAUGAAUUUCCAGAGGACGAAGAAAGAAGAAGAAGAAGAAGAAGAAGAAUAAGAAGAAGAAGAAGAAGAAGAAGAAGAAGAAUGAUGGAGCAAAUAGUGGUUGAUGAUGGUUUAGAAUCAGACUUUGAUGAUGGAGCAAAUGGCGUCGAGAGAAAUUCGGCAACUAACCAAGGGCCAGAGGUUCCCGAAGAGGAUAAGGAAAUUGAGAUGGAGCAAAUAUCAGAGCAUGAUCAUGAAAUAGAGCCAAUUUCAGAACAUGCAACGAGAGAAGAACAUUUGACAACAAUCUUUGAAGGAGAUUCCAAUCUCCAGAACAACGGGGUACUUCUUGUUGUAGUAGAAAGUAACGAAGCAUAAUUGCUUGUUGUUCUCAUUUUAGACUUGUAAUUUUUUUGUUACAACAAUUGUUCUAGUUACUCGAUCCUCUCUCUGUUUU